Molecule: messenger RNA, 4688 nt
Organism: Capra hircus (goat)
Lineage: Eukaryota; Metazoa; Chordata; Mammalia; Artiodactyla; Bovidae
Gene: GTF3C2
Product: general transcription factor IIIC subunit 2
Exons: 19
Coding region: 1132-3861 (909 amino acids)
Biological process (GO): transcription by RNA polymerase III
Cellular component (GO): transcription factor TFIIIC complex
Molecular function (GO): protein binding
Source: RefSeq, a predicted model, not a curated record
UCUACAGGGUCUCGAAGAGUUGGACACGGCUUAACAACUGAGCACACACAAGAAAUAACAAUAAGGAAGGUUUUUAUGUAUAGCAGUGGAAUAGUCUCCAAGGUACACUCAGUUAAAAGUAAGGUGCAGGACAACUUGGAUGCUGUUUGAAUUAAAAUCGGGAAAGAUGUAUAUGUAUUUGCAUGAGUAUAAAUACAGAAAAUGUCUUGGACUUGUAACAAGAAACUGCCUAGGUAGAUGUGGUCUGGGAGACUGGAGAGAGAAGUGGAAAAGACUCUUCACUAUACCCUAUACAUUUUUUGAAUUUUGAAUCAUGUGAAUGUCUUAUCCCCCAAAUAGAUACAAUUAUUAAUAUGAGAAAGAUUUUGCAAUAGUUGAAGUCAAAGAUAAUCUAAUCUGAGGCAACAGGAAUGGAAAAGAGUCAGGUUUGUUCAUUAGAGAAAUAAAUGGUUGAAACAAAUUUUUUAAUGAGAAAUGCUUGAAAUUGAGAGGAAACACAGCCUCCACUGCACCCACUUCAGCACUCUCACAAAGCCUGUCCUAAGCCACAGCACAGUCAUAGCUUGUCUUAGGCCACUUAAGACGAAUGGAUGGGAGUCCCCUUGCUCUAGCUUUUAAAUCCUGGCUAGCUUCUCCCUUCCUUUUCAUAAAUAUUUUGUGUAACCAAGGGAAUUUAAUAGAUGAGAUUAUCUGGGAAAAGAUUGGUUUACCCCAUCCUUUCCUGUCCAUAUUUCUACGUCCUGAACUCUCCUAUUCGGUAUAUGCAGACCUGUGUGAUUUACAGCUUUAAAUGCCUCAGGAAACGGCAGAAGUUUGUUGCAUUCUUUCUCCAACCACAACCGACCACCCAGGGAGGGAGUGGGGAGAGGCCUACGACCAAGGGGAGGGUCCAAGCCUGAGGAUCAUUUGAGUAGAGCGUCUCCAAGCCAGGCUUUUCUUCUGCUCCUCCCCUUCACUGUGUUUCGGUCUCGGGUCCAUCCCUGGCUUCACUAGUGGCUGGAUCUGCUGGGGGCUGCCCUGGGGCGGAAGCCGGAGUCGUCCCCCCGCGGCCCAAGGCACGGAUUCCUUUGUCUCCCAGGCUUCCGCUCGACGGCGCGGGGGUUGCGGGGGCAGCCAUUUUUUGGGGUGCUGAUGGAUACCUACGGGGUCGGCUAUAUGGCUCUGGAGGAGGCCGGCCCCGUGGGGAGCAUGACUGUGGUAGACUCUCCUGGACAAGAGGUGCUGAACCAGCUUGAUGUCAAGGCCUCCUCAGAAACAACCAGUGUGGAGGCUUCCAUAGAGAUGCCAUUACCUACCCCUUUCCCUGGAUAUGAUGAUUCUCUUGAUGAGAGCAGGCUCCUUCCAGAGCAGGAAAGCCUCUCCAGACUGCAACAGGAAGAUCUUUCUUCAGAGAUGUCAAAGGUCCCAAAGCCUAGGGCCUCAAAGCCUGGCCCGAAGAGAGGUGGUAGGACACGGAAAGGCCCCAAAAGGCCCCAGCAGCCUAAUUCUCCAUCAGCCCCUCGGGUUCCUGGUCUCUUAGAUCAAUCCAACCCUCUGUCCACCCCCAUGCCUAAGAAACGAGGUCGAAAGUCCAAGGCAGAUCUGCUACUGCUGAAGUUGUCCAAAGGCCUAGAUCAGCCAGAAUCUCCACAUCCAAAGAUGCCCCCUGAGGACUUUGAGACCCCUCCUGGGGAACGACCCCGCCGAAGGGCUGCCCAAGUGGCACUUCUGUAUCUUCAGGAACUGGCGGAAGAGCUCUCAACAGCCCUGCCUACUCCAGUGUCCUGUCCUGAGGGCCCCCAGGUGAGCAGCCCUACCCAACCGAAGAUAAUCCAGCCGCAGGCAGCCUGUCUCCGUGGAGAAGGGGAUAACACCGCACGGGAUGAAGACUUUGUUCUCCAGGUUGAGGCUGAAGAAGCAGAAGAAAGCGAGGCCCCAAGUGAGAACUCUUCUGACCCUGAGCCUGCAGCACCCCGAAGCACUGCCCGAGGAUCUACUCAGAAGCAGAAGCCACAUGUCCGGGGAAUGGCUCACAAUGGCUUACCAAAUCACAUCAUGGCCCCUGUUUGGAAGUGCCUUCAUCUCACCAAGGAUAUCCGAGAUCAGAAGCAUUCAUACUGGGAGUUUGCGGAAUGGAUUCCUUUAGCCUGGAAGUGGCGCUUGUUAUCUGAACUUGAGGCAGCUCCCUACCUGCCCCAGGAGGAGAAGUCCCCGCUGUUUUCUGUACAACGUGAAGGACUUCCUGAAGAUGGCACCCUCUACAGAAUAAACAGAUUUAGCUCUAUCACAGCACACCCAGAGCGCUUGGAUGUGUCUUUCUUCACGGGGGGCCCACUCUGGGCUCUGGACUGGUGCCCGGUGCCAGAGGGGUCAGCAGCCUCGCAGUAUGUGGCUCUUUUCUCCAGCCCUGACAUGAAUGAGACACACUCACUGAGCCAGCUGUAUUCGGGCCCUGGGCUGCUCCAGCUCUGGGACCUUGGGACCUUGCAGCAAGAAAGCUGUCUUGGCAACAGAGCCCACUUUGUCUACGGGAUAGCUUGUGACCAUGGCUGCAUCUGGGACCUCAAGUUCUGCCCCAGUGGAGCAUGGGAACUUCCAGGCACCCCUCGGAAGGCUCCUCUCCUGCCCCGACUGGGUCUCCUGGCUCUUGCCUGCUCAGAUGGGAAGGUGCUGCUGUUCAGCCUUCCCCAUCCCGAGGCCCUGCUGGCUCAGCAGCCCCUAGAUGCAGUGAAGCCUGCCAUCUAUAAGGUUCAAUGUGUGGCAACCCUCCAGGUAGGGUCUAUGCAAGCUUCAGACCCCUCUGAGUGUGGUCAGUGCCUUAGCCUGGCUUGGAUGCCCACCCGGCCCCACCACCACCUGGCUGCUGGAUAUUACAAUGGCAUGGUAGUUUUAUGGAACCUCCCCACGAACUCGCCCCUGCAGCGGAUACGGCUCUCUGAUGGCUCCUUGAAGCUCUACCCCUUCCAGUGUUUCCUAGCCCAUGACCAGGCUGUGCGUACUCUUCAGUGGUGCAAAGCUAACAGUCAUUUCCUAGCCUCUGCAGGGAGUGACCGGAAAAUCAAAUUUUGGGACCUUCGACGACCUUAUGAACCAAUAAACUCUAUCAAGCGCUUCUUGAGUACAGAGCUGGCCUGGCUGCUCCCCUACAAUGGUGUCACCGUGGCUCAGGACAACUGCUAUGCCUCUUAUGGACUCUGUGGAAUUCACUACAUUGAUGCUGGUUACCUUGGUUUCAAGGCCUAUUUUACUGCUCCUCGAAAAGGCACUGUCUGGAGUCUUUCAGGAUCUGACUGGCUCGGGACAAUAGCCGCAGGAGAUAUAUCUGGAGAGCUCAUUGCAGCUAUAUUGCCUGAUAUGGCACUGAACCCAACAAAUGUCAAGCGACCUUUAGAUCGAAGAUUCCCUAUAUAUAAAGCAGAUCUGAUACCAUAUCAGGACAGUCCUGAAGGUCAAGACCACACUUCUGCUUCAUCUGGGGCCCCCAACCCUCCCAAGGCUCGAACUUACGCUGAAACGGUCAAUCAUCACUACUUGCUGUUUCAAGACACAGAUUUGCGUUCGUUCCACGGUCUGCCCCACAGAGAACCGAUGCUGCGCAUGCAGGAGGGAGAGGGGCAAACGCGGCUCUGCCUGGACCGGCUGCAGCUGGAAGCUAUUCAUAAGGUACGUUUCAGUCCAAACCUGGACUCCUAUGGAUGGCUGGUCUCUGGAGGGCAGUCGGGGCUGGUUCGGAUCCAUUUUGUCCGUGGACUCACCUGUCCACUGGGCCACCGUAUGCAGCUUGAAAGCCGAGCCCAUUUCAGUGCUAUGUUCCAGCUGGCCUCCCCCUCUCCAGGGCCUGGCUUUCCUCCAACCAGCCAUUGCCUCCUGCCCGGUCCCUAGUCAUGGUCCCCACAGGACCCUCGGAAUGAAGUCUGCCGAGAACAGUUGGCUCCGAGCACACAGCCAUAGGAACUGGGGCCUUCCUGGACAGUGAUGCUGCCAGGCCUGGAUCUUUAGACCUGCCUCCCCAGGACCCCUUAGAUCCCUCUCCUUCCACAGACUUCUCCUGUCAUCAUGGCCCCCCGCGGGCAGGGGGGUUCUCCCUCCACAAACUCUCAAGUCUCAGCAUAAAAUUAUAUGACUCACAAGAAACACUCAGCCUGACCUAGGCUUGGGAGUCAAAUUGCUCAUAUUGAGCAUAUUGUGAAGUGGGUAAAGCUAAGUAAAGGUACUGGGUGUUUUUGAGACCACAUGUGAGUGGGUGUUUGGAGAACUGGAAAGGGUAUCUGCAUGAAGGCUCCUGUCUGACUAUACUCUGGAUCCAAUAUUACUGCCUUCCUAACUUCCUCUUUAGAGUACCCAACACACAGGCUCACGAGCAGGUGAUGGUAACUCAUUGGACUGAAGCUGCUUAUAGGACUUCCUUAACUAAGGAACACACCACAGACACCCUGCCAACAGAAGAGUGGCUCAGAUCUUACUUGCUCCUGCUUAUGAAAUAUUCCCAAUCACUGGUCAUCUGACCCUUCUUGAGCACUCCUAGACAGUCAUGUUUUUAAAAUCUUCCUUUAUAUCAAGUCAAAGAGUAUACCUCUAUACAUUUUACCAUGGGUGUUAGGAAAUCUAGUCACUCUUCCCUGUGAUUGCUCUUUUAAGUAUUUAAAAAUAGCUAUCAUGUGUUUCCCAAGUCUUUUCUUCUCUAGAUUAAAUAUCAUCAAUUACUUUAA